Molecule: messenger RNA, 2537 nt
Organism: Periophthalmus magnuspinnatus
Lineage: Eukaryota; Metazoa; Chordata; Actinopteri; Gobiiformes; Gobiidae
Gene: syt9a
Product: synaptotagmin IXa
Exons: 7
Coding region: 380-2050 (556 amino acids)
Biological process (GO): regulation of dopamine secretion; calcium-ion regulated exocytosis; regulation of calcium ion-dependent exocytosis
Cellular component (GO): membrane; dense core granule
Molecular function (GO): calcium-dependent phospholipid binding; SNARE binding; clathrin binding
Source: RefSeq, a predicted model, not a curated record
GGGGACUCACUGUAGCGAAAGUCCGGCUUUCUUCCCACCGCGUGUGCGCGCACAGUCUUUCAGCACCAUGGAAAGCGCACGACGCCGCAGUGGCCACGCGUGGAUUCAACCGGUGGCUCUGAACCUGACGAGCGGAGUGAAAGCGCUGACAUAACCCAAAACUAAGUCAUCAGAUUGUUUUAAUUUGUGAGGGAAGUGGCUUUUGUUCAUGAGACACUUUCAGUGUCGUAAUUCACUGGAGCUGUGUCGGUUGGAUGCUGUGGGUAGGCGUGCCUCUGGAUAAGUGCUCCGUGCAGCGUAGUAUUGUAAAAGGAAACUGUAAAGGAGACGCGCUGUGAAUCACGAGACUCUUCAUUUUUAAGGAUGCUGGUGGAGGGAAAUGCCUGGAGACAGAGAUGACGAGAUUUGUCGAAAAGCACUUGAACUCCUCUCAGACCUUUGUUCCAGGGGCGAAGUGCCGAACGAGAACUGCCUGGAUUUCACCUACUAUUUCCGAGACCUCGCCAGACCACGGUACUCGGAUUCAGACGUGUCAGUGAGCCUGCUGUCCCUGGUCGUCACUGCCUGCGGCCUGGCCCUGUUUGGAGUUUCUCUCUUUGUAUCAUGGAAGUUGUGUUGGAUUCCGUGGAGGGAGCGUGGCUUAUCCCCAACCAUCAAAGACGCCACAGGACACCUCAUCCCCACCCUGAGCCCCCUGCCCCCCCAGCCCGCCCCGAGGCAGCCCGUCUACACUGCAGUAGAUCCCCCGCCGCACGACCGCCGUAAGUCCUCUCACAGCUCCAUAGCCCGAGAGCCCACUCCGGUGGCGUCAGUGGUGUCUGUAGAGGCUCCUAUGUCCCCCAUGUCCCCGCCCCCCGUGGUCAAAGCCACCCCUGAAGCAGCCAUGAAGAUCAGUCACACGUCUCCAGACAUACCGCUGGACGCAGAGUGUAAGACCAGGGAGAACGGGGUCCACACCACUCCACGGAUACAGCGGCAGGCCACAGAGCCAUCGUCAAACGGACAAGGCUCCAUCCGCCGACACAUGAACCUGUCCAACCCAGACUUCAAUGUGGCCCAGUUCCAAAGACAGGACUCUCUCACUGGGAUGGGUCUUGGUUUGGGACGCCUAAAGCCUGAGCUGUACAAACAACGCUCCCUGGAGGGUGAUGAGGGUAACCGCAGAGGAGGCAGAUGUGGACGUCUCCAUUUUAUCCUCAAAUUUGACUGUGACUUGGAACAGUUAAUCGUCAAAAUCCAUAAAGCUGAGGACCUCCCCGCGAAGGACUUCUCUGGUACUUCUGACCCUUAUGUAAAAAUCUACCUGCUGCCGGACAGGAAGACCAAGCACCAAACUAAAGUCCAUAGAAAAACACUGAAUCCAGUUUUUGAUGAGGUCUUCCUGUUCCCAGUCGCAUAUUCUGAGCUUCCCACUCGUAAGCUUCAUUUUACAGUCUACGAUUUUGACCGCUUCUCACGGCACGAUAUUAUUGGUCAAGUGGUGGUGGACAACUUCCUGGACCUUGCUGAUUUCCCCAGGGAGACCAAACUGGGCCGUGAUAUCCAAUACGUCUCCUCGGAUAAUGUGGAUCUGGGCGACCUGAUGUUCUCCCUCUGUUACCUGCCCACAGCGGGCCGACUCACCAUUACCAUGAUAAAGGCCCGUAAUCUGAAGGCUAUGGACAUCACAGGCGCUUCUGAUCCAUACGUGAAGGUUUCUCUAAUGUGCGACGGCCGGCGACUAAAGAAGAGGAAGACGUCCACGAAGAGGAACACGCUGAAUCCAGUUUAUAAUGAGGCCAUUGUCUUUGAUGUGCCUCCGGAAAACAUCGAGCAGAUCAGCCUUUUGAUCGCAGUGAUGGACUAUGACCGAGUGGGCCAUAAUGAAGUAAUCGGAGUGUGUCGGGUUGGCAAUGAUGCAGACAGCCUCGGUCGAGAUCACUGGAAUGAAAUGCUCACAUACCCGCGCAAACCUGUCGCUCACUGGCAUCCCCUGGUGGAGUACCAGGGAACUACAGGUAGCAGCCAGGGAGGAUCAUGUAACUCUCUGAAGACUCCUCCGUCCCCGUAGCCCAGAGGACUGAACAGUGAAAGGUCACCAAUCAGACUGGAGCUUCCAUGGGACUGUUCUGCUGUACAUUUAUAGAAGAAUGUGCACAUCCAGUACGGAGAAAAGGACACUGUUGUUGUCAGUUGCAUGUUGAAUGGCUGAAAAUAUGGAUAUUGUCUUUUCUGAAAUGUCCCAUGAGAAAAAGAAAAGAAGAAAUGAAAAGAUGUGCAGACAUUUUAAGUCUGCUUUUAUUAGGGUUUUAAACAGAUAUUUGUUUUUACAUUGUAUGUUUUUUUUUUGUUUUAUCGAGAUGAGUCUGUCUGUUUUUAUUCAGUAGUGACUUGGUGCAUGAGGCAACGGGUUGGAUAUUUUCCUGUUUGUAUGUGUUUGUACUGAGAGUAAGGUGUCUUGUUUUGUCCGUUGAUAUGCGGUGACAUUUUGAGAAAAGUACUUGUGUGGCAAUCUGUUAAAUGUACAACCAAUAAAGAUUGUUCCAUAAAAUCUCUUC